This is a messenger RNA of Echinops telfairi (small Madagascar hedgehog), 6364 nucleotides long. It is a transcript of the gene CCDC141, whose product is annotated as coiled-coil domain containing 141. Bases 121 to 4716 code for a protein of 1531 amino acids. Lineage: Eukaryota; Metazoa; Chordata; Mammalia; Afrosoricida; Tenrecidae. The record is from RefSeq and is a predicted model, not a curated record. The transcript has 24 exons.
GUGCAGCUGAGCUCUUUGCCUGAAUGUCUACAAGUAGCCCUGAUGCUCGCCUUCUGGAAUGACCAGCAGACACACAUCUGCACAGGAGCUGCCCGACAUAAACUCUGGUUCUAAACGACCAUGUCCAGCCAAAGCCAUCCUGGUGUGGAGGGUUCUACAACCACAGUCAGCUCCGUAGCUGUGCAGGCCGGGGAUUCCAAAAUCAUUAUAGCUGUCAUAAAGAGUGGCAAAUGGAUACAACUUCAAUUGGCUGAGGCACAACCCAAUAUUCUUGAAAUUGGUAGCAGUCAAGAUGAAACCAAAAAACUUCUGCACGAUCAUGAACUUCUUUUGGCCAAGCUCAAGGCUUUAGAAGACGGAGUAUGGGAACUCCUACAGGAAGCAGACAGGACGGCGGAAGAAAACCAGGAGCAGAGCCAGGUGUACGCUGCCAUGGCCGACACCCUGGGGGACGCGUGGGCUGCCCUGGUCUCCAUGCUUGAAAGAAGACGGGAGCUCCUCCAGUUGACUUCUGAGUUUUUUGAAAAUGCCUUGGAGUUCGCUAUUAAAAUAGACCAAGCCGAAGACUUUCUCCAGAAUACUCAGGAGUUUGAGAGUGUGGAGUCCUUACAAUCACUUCUUCAGCUCCAUGAGCAUCAUACCAAAGAACUGUUAGAGCGAUCUCUAGCCCUUCUAAACAAAAGUCAACAGCUCACGGAGUUCAUAGAUAAAUUCAAAUGCGAUGGUCCUAAUGUGAAUCCUGAGUUGAUCCAGGGAGCUCAUAGCAGUUGCAUGAAGAUCGACAGCCUUCUUGAGCUUCUUCAAGACAGGAGAAGGCAACUAGACAAGUACCUGAAGCAACAGAGGCAGGAAUUGGAGCAGGUUAUGCAGAUUUGUCAGUGGGACCAGCAGGAAAAUCAGGUGACUUGUUGGUUUCAGAAGACAAUCAAAGACUUGAAAGAACAUCAUCUGGGUUCAUCACUGUCGGACAAUGAGGAGCUAAUUCAUAAGCAUGAGGAAUUGAUGAUCAAAGCAAAGGAAUGGAAUUCUGCUGUUGAGAGGCUGAGGAGGGAAGCCCUUGGGAUUCUGCUCUCAAAGGACCAUGCGGACAAAGAGCACCUACAGCUUUCUAACCAGAAACUCAGCCGGCUCCAGGAAGAACUUGGUCAGCUUAUGGUGGAAAGGGAAAGCUGGUUAAAAAAGGCAAAUGAUUUCUUCAAUAGUGCCAACAAGGCAUUUGAUGUUCUUGGAAGAGUGGAGGCUUACCUUAAGCUCCUUAAAUCAGAAAGUUUGAGUCUGCCUGCCUUGGCAGCCAGGCAUCAGGAAUUACACCGAGGCAUUGAAGACUGCACAGCUGAUGCUUUGCAGAAGGGGCAGGCAUUGAUCAGCCAAGUCGACUCCCACGGCUUUCGGGUAACCGGAAUCCACGAGAUGGUAGGAUGCAUUCAAAGACGAGUGGAUCACCUGACCGAACAGUGUUCCACGCACAAAGAAUUCGCUCUUAAGAAACAGCAAUUAACAGCCUUAGUGGAGGGUUACCUAAGGAAGGUGAAAAUGUCAAUUCAGAAAAUCAGCCCCAUACUUUCCAAUGCAAUAGAUGUCAGUUGCAGCCUGUCUGAAUCAGAGAAGAUUUUGAAUAAAUAUCUGGAACUGGAUAUCCAAGCUAAGGAAACAUCAGAGCAAUUAGAAGCAGCUGCGAAUAUCCUGACAGAGAAACAGGAAUUUGGGUCCGAUGACGUAACAUCACUUUCUUCUAAAGCUAAAUGGCUAGAGGAAGAAUUAAAAAUAGUUUCCCACAGCAUCGGACUCAGGGUCCGAGUGCUGCAGACUCAUGCGGCAUUCCUGAAGUCAUCAGCAGAGGUAGCGGAGCAGUCUCAGAGUCUUAAGGAGAUUUACCAAGCAGCCAUCUCUUGGAGGGAGGAUGAUGCUCAAGUCAAGGAUUGGUGUGACGCAGCUGAGAAACAGUGGCAGCUAUUUUUAAAGAAGAAGGUUUUCACCCAAGAUUUAGGGUUUGAGUUCCUUAAUUUAAUAACUAUGUCCCAAGAGAGUGAGAUACUGAAUGUGAGAAAUGAAGCACGCAUCAUGGGCAGCACCUUGGAGAACCAGAAGGCCGAGACGGAAGCACUGUCCUGCCUGCGGGUGGCAUGGCAGGUUAAGACCUCCGGAAACAAACCUGUGAGACAGCAGUGGGCAGCUUUCAAAGAGCAUCUCAGAAAGACGACUCACAACUUAAAACUUCUUCAGGCAGCACUUACGCCAGUGUCUGCACUAGACCUUGGAGGUACCCCCCAGUCCAUCUUAGAUCUCCGGAGAAAAUGGAAUGAAAUGAAGCCGCAGUUCCAGCAACUGAAUGAUGAGGUCCAGUACAUUGUAAAAGUAUCAGAAGAGUUAAGUGGUAAAGGAGCCCCCAUGAAAGAGAAGGCAGAACAACUGAGGGACCUUAUUCACCUCCAUCAAAAGCAGAAAGAGAGAAUGCAAGAUUACGAAGAUAUCCUGUACAAGGUAGUCCAAUUCCACCAAGUAAAGGAAGAGCUGGAACAUCUCAUCAAAUCCAGAGAACUGGAGUUUCUAGAGCCGCUAAGGGAACCAGGGGGUGUUCGUGACGCCCAGGUUCUCCUCAGCCAUGCACGGGACAAGCAGGCACAUAUGGACCAUCUCCACAAGCUGGCCCUCGCCCUGGGAGUGGGCAUCAUCUCAUCAGUGCAGAAACCCAACUGCUCCAACGUCUCUGCAAAGAACCUGCAGCAGCAGCUGGACGCCCUGGAGGGGGCCUGUGUGCACUGCCGAGCCCAAGUGCAGGAAUAUGAGCGAGCCCUGGCCUGCAGCUUGCAGGACUGCAUCGCCCGAGAUGAGAUAAAAGAGCUCAAAGAGUCAUUCAAAGACGUCAAAAAGAAAUUCAACAAUGUAAAGUUCAAUUACACUAAGAAAAGUGAAAAGGCACGGCAUCUCAAGGCUCUCAAAUAUCAAAUCCAGCAAGUUGAUAUGCAUGCUGACAAAGUGCAGGCUCUGAAAAGGAAAAUGGAAAAAAUUGAGAGCAGAAUUUCUGAUCCUUUAUUAAUCUAUCCAAAUAAUAAAGUUAAUGACCUUUUGGAGGCCACAAAGGAUUUGGGAAAACAAAUGGAUGAGUUUGACAGAGUUGUGACAGAUUAUAAGAAGAAUUUGGACUUGACGGAGCACCUCCAGGAGAUGAUGGAGGAGUAUGACUUUUGGCACGAAGAUGCAAGCGCCACAGUGGUAAGAGUUGGAAAAUAUUCCACAGAAUGCAAGACGAAAGAAGCUGUGGCCAUCCUCCACCAGCAAUUCAAUAAGUUUAUCAUGCCUUCAGUGCCUCAGCAAGAAGAAAGGAUUCAGGAGAUGACUGACCUUGCUCAGCGCCUAUAUGGUUUGGAAGAAGGGAAGAAGUAUGCUGAGAAAAUAGUGGCAAAACACAAAGAGGUUCUUGAAUCGGUGACUGAAUUAUGUGGCUCUCUCACAGAGCUUGAAGAAAAACUGGAGCAGGGAGACGUUUUAAACCUAAAUCCGGAUAUGGAAGGCUUCCAUGAUGAUUGUAUUGACCUACUAAAAGAGCCAGCAAGAAAUAAGCAGACUGUGUUUAAUGAAGAAAGCAAUAAGGGCCAGACACACGUGGCAGACAUUGUGGCCACUGACGGAGCCGGAGAGGCUCAGCCUCCGCAGGGCCUGCCGCUGCAGACCUCUGCCCAAGGAAAGGGCGCGCCGCGGGGCCUGCACCUGCCUGAAGACAUGCUCUCAGCAGAGGACGAUGAGUGCGUCUCACCGGAUGACAUCUCUCUGCCUCCACUCCCAGGAAGCCCCGAGUCCCUCCUGGCACCGUCUGACAUGGAGGUGGAGGAGCCACCCAGCACCUCCUCCCUGGGCCUUCCCCUGAGCAGCUUCAGGAUGCAGACGAAGAGCAGCAGCCCACGGGAAGCCCAGGAAUCUGUUCUCCCACCCCCUGUGGCUUUUGCGGACCAGUGCCACGCUAAGACUGAAAUGUUUUCGAGUCAUUUUGAGAGACCUGGCCCCCAUCUCAAAGCGGAGACCCCAUUAACAUCCUGGGGAAUUCUGGAAAGGAGCACUGUCUCCAGCAGAAUCCGUGCUAACCAUCCAGCUGGCAUGCUGAAUGACAUGCAUGAGAUUGCUUUACGGCAGCACCCGCCGCCUCGGGGAAGCUUGCUAGGAGCACAGGAGAAAAUGCAUGCUGAUAGUCAGGCCCCUAAAACCCAAGCCAGGCUGCAUGCUUCCCCUGACACCUCCUCCAGCCUCGGGUUUCAAUCAGACACCAACAGGGGCUAUCAGAGGCCAGUGGUUCCCGGAGAAGAGGUUAAAAGUAUAUCCGCCAAGAACAGAGUGGUCAGCCUAGCUGGCCAGGCACCCAAGUUCUCCAGGCUCCUGUCUAAUGUCACUGUCAUGGAAGGUUCUCCAGUGACUUUGGAAGUUGAAGUAACAGGAUUUCCAGAGCCUACACUGACAUGGUACAAGAAGGGCCGGGAAUUGUCUGCUGAUGGUCACUUACAGGUUUUACAUGCGGAGACAAGGCACUCACUGUUCAUUGCACAGGUAUGCGAGGCAGAUGCUGGCCUCUACGUGGCUCGGGCCCAUAACUCUAGUGGCACUCUCUCUUCCAGCGUCUUCCUCACCGUGACAGGUAACUGCAGGCCACCAAUCACAAGAAUGAACUGGAUAAUGCUGGGUGUCAUCUAUGUCGGGGUGUCCUUUAUGUACUGGCUGCUUACAUGAUGGAUGGACAUCAUUCUCAGGAGCCUCAUGGACAAUGCAGUUGUCUCUGUCCCUGGACUUCCCCCAAAGCACUCCCCAGCAAGUGUACCUCCUCUCUACUAAUAUGGAUAAUACCACUGCUUGGUAAAAUAACAGAAUGGUCUUCAGUACGUUAAUGCUUUUGUGGCACUUGGUAAAUUAUUUUCAGUGACUAAGGAUCUAUUUUAUACUUCCCAAAGAGAUGUAUUCAGUAACAGGUAUAGUAAAAUUAUGCAUGUUUAUUCUCUCCUAAAGAGAAAUCAAAGACAUGCAAAUCAAGUCUCACAUCAGUAUACAGAUGUGCAUUUAAUUUCAAAUCCAAUUGUUUGAUAAUUUAUUUUUAUUCCCAUAAACAUCUCUUUGUAGGGAAUGACAACAGAAACAUUUAGCCAACGUUGUAAACUUCAUUGCUGCGUUAGUUGUCGUUUCAUUUUUAAAUUUUAAAAAAUGUAGCUGUCAUUUCAUUUUGAUAUUCAUACCUUGAUCUCACUUAUUGAAAUUCACUUUAUGUCCUUUCAACAUAGAUUGCGUUCUCGAGUCUGAAGGUGUCGCUGUAAAUAAUCAUUUCUCACGCUGCUCUUGUGGGUUUGGCAGUGGAGAAUAGAUGAGCUGUCAACUUUAAAUGGAGAUUCCAAGUCCCAUCAGCUCUGCAUGUCACAGAGAAAGCUGGAACCUGGGCUAUGGUGAUGGACCAGCUAUAGACCCGCCGUUCCUCUGAAGUGUCUUAGGUUGCCAUAGACACAGCUACAACAUGGUCCUCCUGUUUCAAAUACUGGUUCUGCAGCCUGCUCUAAAGCCUAUCAGUGUCUCGGUUUCCCAUCAGCGAGAUGGUUUGAUUCAUCAGAUACCCCUCAGGCCGUGGAGCUUUCAUUGUCCGUCUUUCAAAUCCUGGAACACGGAGAACUCCGUGGAGAUCAGGGCAACCAUCUGAUUUAUAAUCACACCAGCCUCCUGGGCAUUAUUUUUCUCAGAUGCUGUUUCUUAAGAAUAUUAUAUGAAAGGAGUAGUGUUAGCAUGUGAUUUUGAACUGUUUCCAUGGUGGAGGGAAGGGUACCGAUGAUGUUUUACCAAUUGGAGAGUAAAUUCCUUUCUCAUUUCUUGAAAAUAAAUCCUUUUCAAAGAUUUGAUCAUAAACUCAGAGGGUAGAUUUAAGAUGUUCUAUGGAAAAAAUAUAUAAUAAUAUUGUUUAAGAUAAACUCUAUCCUCGUCUUACAAUUAUCAUUGUAAGAAUGGUGUUCUAUGCUUUUUUUUGGAAAUUUAUUAUUCAGUAAGUUUUCUUUUAAAAACAAGCAUGAAUAAGAGGCAUUUGUUUUUCAAAUUUCAAACAUAGUCUUGUCAUGCUAGGGCAAAAGCUUUACUUGAAAUAAUAAUGAAUUACAGAUUUUUGAUGAUGGGAAGGAAUUAAUUAUGCUGCUGGAAGACUGUACAAAUAAUCAAAAUAUUUAAAUGCAAUAUAUUCAAGUUAAUAUUAAAAAGUUACUGAAUGUUGUCUGAAGAUGUGAAAUAUGUAGUCAAGUAAAUAGUUGGCAUAUUUUUCUUGUGCUGCAUAUUUGAUUUAAUUAGAUUUUUUCUUCUAAUUUUAUUCCACAUUUUAAUAGAAAUCUAUUAAAAGUUUAUGUAUCCUAGAGAA